AUGCUGUGGACAGAGAAAUACAGGCCCAAGUCUGCUGACAUGUUUGAAGGUCCGGAUCACUUAAAGAACAUCUUGAGAAAGUCCGAUGGAAGAGGGCAUCCAAAUCUUCUGCUUUACGGGCCGCCAGGCACAGGAAAGACAACCUUUGCCCAUCUUCUGGCGAAUCGGAAGCUAGAGCUCAAUGCGUCUGAUGAAAGAGGCAUAUCUGUGAUUAGAGAAAGAAUCAAGGUGUAUGCAUCCACACUAGAUAAAGACAAGACAAUAAUACUUGAUGAAUGUGAAAACCUCACCUCUGAUGCACAGCAUUGUUUAAGAAGAGUGAUAGAAGACUCUGUGAACACUCGCUUUAUAUUUAUUACAAACUAUCCAUCAAAGAUUAUUGGGCCACUUAGAAGCAGACUGGUCAGUGUAAAAUUUUCGUUAAUGGAGAAUGGGAUUCUUGAAGACAUAGGCAAGAAGGAAGGAUUGGGGUAUGAUAAGGAACUAUACUGCAGGCUCUUCGGGCUUUGUGGAAACGAUUUAAGAAAAGCGAUCAAUGUUUUGCAAGGCAUUGCUCCUCUAAGUAGCUUUUGCAUUGAAGAAGCUGUUGGGGCCAUUCCUCAAAAAGUCAUCGAUGCAUUUUGGAAUGCAAACAGGCCUGAGGUUAUGAACUAUGCAAAAGAAUUCUUGAGAGAGGGAUAUUCUGCAUUGCAGCUGGUCCGCCAACUAUCUGGAUCCAAUAAGGGGAGCGAGGUCCAGUCGGCCGAGUUCCAUUUAGUGCUAUCCUUUCUUGAAGAGAAGUCUGUCUCCGGGUGCUCCGAUGAGUUAAUUUUAUACAAUCUUCUUGGAAGAAAGGUGGAGAUUUUUAACGCCGUAUGA
Messenger RNA from Encephalitozoon romaleae SJ-2008, 858 nucleotides. RefSeq names its product DNA replication factor C small subunit. NCBI's taxonomy places the organism in Eukaryota, Fungi, Microsporidia, Unikaryonidae. Bases 1 to 858 code for a protein of 285 amino acids. Gene Ontology annotation, cellular component: DNA replication factor C complex; nucleus. Gene Ontology annotation, molecular function: ATP hydrolysis activity; DNA clamp loader activity; ATP binding. The record is from RefSeq and is a predicted model, not a curated record. The transcript has a single exon. Gene Ontology annotation, biological process: DNA-templated DNA replication; DNA repair.